Pseudovirgaria hyperparasitica is the source of this 600-nucleotide messenger RNA. RefSeq lists its product as uncharacterized. Bases 118 to 450 code for a protein of 110 amino acids. The transcript has a single exon. Lineage: Eukaryota; Fungi; Ascomycota; Dothideomycetes; Acrospermales; Acrospermaceae. The record is from RefSeq and is a predicted model, not a curated record.
CUUGAUCCACAGGGCCGGGGUAAAGGGAAGCGCCCAGUCACUCCACCACCAGCUUGGACCCCGGCCGACGAGUAUAAAGGUGCACGCCCAGAUGACCCAUACGCUGUUGCUUCACUUAUGCCAGCCGGCCCUGGGCUCACUCAAGACUCUACUCAUCCGUCACCCAGCGCCUUGCGUCAACAGCGUCUCAAUGCCUUCCAGCCUCAUCAGGCUACUCCUACCAUAUCAAGUCAGCCUGAUCAAGGCGAGAUAUCCGACGCUGAUUCUGAGACUCUUGAGAUGCCGCCUUACGCGACGGUCGACAAUCUUGCCCUAGAGCAUCUCAUUGGCGAGCAACGUGAGCAAGCAGAGAGGGCCGAACGCAACAAGGUUGAGAGACUUAGAUUGGAGGGAGCGUUGGCACGACAGGAUGCCGGCGAUUUCAGUGAUCCAGUGCCUAAACAAGAUUGACGCUCGGCGUGGUAUUGGGUCGUCGCUAUAUGUAGUGCUGCGGCAAGGCAUUUCGGGCGUAGCUAUGUACCGGCAGCGUUGAUGAAUGCGUAUUAAACAGUAGCAGCUCGACCUGUUAGCCCAUGAAGUAGUGCAAUCUUCACGUACUGA